GCUGCUGGGGGUGUGUAUGUAUGUGUGUGUGUGUGUGUAUGUGUGUGUGCAGCUUUAAGAAAGAGGCGUAUGGCUGAGAAAUGACGCAGGAAUGUUAAUGAGUAACUCUUGAAGAAAAAAAAAAAAGUCUUCCUCAGUGCACCAUGUGUGGUAAGAGGGGCUUGGCUGCCACACUAUUUAAACAGAGGAACAAGGGGAAUCAUUAAGAUCAAACAGAAGAUGCUCCAUCACUGAGAGAGAGGGAGAGAAAGAGAGAGAGAGAGAGUGCAGGCUGUUACCUUAGAGAACCUUAAACAAUAAGGGGGGCAAAAAAAACUGAUUUAAGAAAAUUAUUUUUUGAAACUGAAUCAUAAUAAGAGUUACAUUUUGUAACAAUUUUUUUUAUUCUCUGUCUAGGACGUACAGAGCGGCUAGAUUCAGGAAUCCCCAGGGGAUAGGUACAGGAUUAACAUUAUUUUGAUUUUUUUUUUCUUUAAGGAUGUCCUCUUUCCCAUUGUUUAGCGUUUUUUUGGUGACUUUGCUUGUUUUAACAGAAAGCAACCCACUGGAUGAAGACGAUAUAAGCAUGUUAGUGAUUUUGCCCAAGGAUAAUUCCUAUAUGUUUUCAAUUAAUAGGGUUGAACCUGCUAUUGCAUAUGCCCUGAAAUCCAUAAAGGAGAACGAUACGUUACUGCCAGGAGUACAUUUCAAUGUCACGUAUAAGAACUCCGAUUGCGGGAACAUGGCAUUGUUCAGCCUUGUAGACACGGCGUUACAUCUGCAGAAACCCGACGUGAUCCUUGGUCCCGUGUGUGAGUAUGCUGCGGCCCCCGUGGCCAGGCUGGCCUCACAUUGGAAUAUUCCCAUGAUUUCGGCCGGCGCGCUUGCAGCAGCUUUCACGCACAAGGCUGAAGAAUACGCGCAUCUCACCAGAGUGUCACCUGCUUACUCCAAGAUGGGCGAGAUGUUCCUUGCCAUGUUCAAAUACCACCAGUGGGACAGGGCAAUGCUCCUCUACAGCGACGACAACAUGGAACGCAACUGCUACUUCACCAUGGAAGGGGUUCACCUUAGCUUUAAGGAGGAAGGUUAUUCCAUGUCAGUCCAGAACUUCGAUGACACAAAACACGUGGAUGCAGAAGAAAUCGUGCGCUCCAUAAAGAGUAAAGAGGAAAGAGUGGUGAUAAUGUGUGCCAGGGGAGACACUGUCAGGAACAUCAUGUUAGCCGCACAUCGGCAAGGAAUGACAAGCUGUAACUACGUCUAUUUCAACAUCGAGCUCUUUAACAGCUCAACCUAUGGAAAUGGCUCAUGGAAGAGAGGAGAUAAGUACGACGCUGAAGCUAAACAAGCAUACUCAUCCCUUCAAACAGUUACACUACUCAGGACUGUGAAACCAGAGUUUGAGAAGUUUUCCAUUGAGGUGAAGAGUUCGGUUGAAAAAAUUGUACAUAACGAAGACGACUACGUCAAUAUGUUUGUGGAAGGCUUCCAUGACGGCAUUAUUCUUUAUGCCCUGGCUUUACACGAAAUACUUAAGAGUGGAUUCAGCAAGAAGGAUGGAGAGAAACUUGUCCAUCGGAUGUGGAACAGAACCUAUGAAGGUAUCGCCGGACCUGUGUCUAUCGAUGCCAAUGGGGAUCGAUACGGGGAUUUUUCAGUCAUUGCGAUGACAGAUCCAGAAGCAGGUACACAGGAGGUCAUCGGAGACUAUUAUGGAAUUCAAGGACAUUUUGAAAUGCGGCCAAAUGUAAAGCUUCCUUGGGGUCACGGGAGAUUAAAAAUUGAGUACCCCAAAAUGGAUCAAGGAAAUACAUGUAAAUCCUGUGGCCUGGGUGAAUCGGCAGUAACAGGAAUUGUCGUCGGUGCCUUUUUGGGAACUGGAUUGUUAAUGACAUUCUACUUUUUUAGGCAAAAAUACAGAAUAACAAUUGAGAGACGAAAUCGGCAAGAUGACAUCGGGAAACACAGACAGCUUCGCGAAGAUUCCAUUAGAUCCCAUUUUUCAGCAGCGUAAAGGAACGUGAGCGCUUUCUUUAUAAAGAAGCAACCAAAGACAUCAGUGUAUCCGACGGGGCACAAAUAGAAGCUUCUUCAGUGCAGUAGAAUCAUAUUAUUGUUUUAUUUUUAUCAGAAACUCAGGAAUGAUUUACUAAUCAUAUUAUGCCACAUGGCCUUUCAUCUUGUGAAAAAAAAGAAACGCAAACUAAUGCUUAUGAAAGUGUAUAAAA
Spea bombifrons (plains spadefoot toad) is the source of this 2210-nucleotide messenger RNA. RefSeq names its product natriuretic peptide receptor 3 (gene NPR3). The transcript has 8 exons. NCBI's taxonomy places the organism in Eukaryota, Metazoa, Chordata, Amphibia, Anura, Pelobatidae. Gene Ontology annotation, biological process: vasodilation; regulation of blood pressure. The record is from RefSeq and is a predicted model, not a curated record. The coding region runs from base 479 to 1996 and encodes 505 amino acids. Gene Ontology annotation, cellular component: membrane. Gene Ontology annotation, molecular function: natriuretic peptide receptor activity; peptide hormone binding.